This is a messenger RNA of Schizophyllum commune H4-8, 1100 nucleotides long. RefSeq names its product RNA-binding domain-containing protein. Gene Ontology annotation, cellular component: U2AF complex; spliceosomal complex. NCBI's taxonomy places the organism in Eukaryota, Fungi, Basidiomycota, Agaricomycetes, Agaricales, Schizophyllaceae. The record is from RefSeq and is a predicted model, not a curated record. Gene Ontology annotation, biological process: mRNA splicing, via spliceosome. Gene Ontology annotation, molecular function: pre-mRNA 3'-splice site binding; metal ion binding. The transcript is spliced from 6 exons. The coding region runs from base 98 to 784 and encodes 228 amino acids.
CGGCGUCGUCCAGAGCUUUCGCGAACGCUGGGCAAAGAUUCAUAAAGCGCGGUUGCCAUUGUUCUCCGCUUUCCCUUUUCUCGGACUUACCCUCAUCAUGGCCUCACAUUUGGCAAACAUCUUCGGUACGGAGCAGGACCGCGUGAACUGCUCUUUCUACUACAAGAUUGGCGCGUGUCGACACGGCGAUCGCUGCUCGCGAAAGCACAUCCGGCCCCCCUUCUCGCAGACUAUCUUGCUCCCCAACGUGUAUCACAACCCGGCCCAUGACCCAGUAUGCAAGCUGAACGAGAAGGAACUUCAAGAGGGCUUUGACGCAGUGUACGAAGACUUGUACUGCGAACUUGCGAAGUUCGGGCAUCUGCUUGAGUUGCACGUAUGCGACAACGUUGGCGAUCACUUGAUUGGUAACGUAUACGCACGCUACGAAUGGGAGACCGAGGCGCAAGCUGCUGUAGACAACCUGAACGAUAGGUGGUAUGCAGGUCGGCCACUCUACGCUGAGCUCUCCCCCGUGACGGACUUCCGCGAGGCUUGCUGCCGCCAGAACGAGAAUGGCGAAUGCAAUCGCGGCGGGUUCUGCAAUUUUAUGCAUUUGCGUCUCGCCUCCAAAGAGCUGGUUGAAUCACUUCGCGUAGGGCAGCGUCUAGAGCGUCGCCUCAACCCGCAGAAGACUCAAGGUGGAGGUGGGGGCUGGGAGCCACGGAAGAGGGAUCGCGAACGCAGCGCUAGCCCUCGUCGUGGCGGCCGUGAUGCCGGUGAAGACCGCUGGACCAGGAAAUAGCUGACGCGCCCAUCUUUUCAUGUAGCAUUCCCUUCUUGACUCCUAUAGGUUGUUACGCGUAUAGGUAUGGCGACCAAUCACGGAUCCGAUUUAGCCUUGCAGGUGUCUCGAGACGCCAGACUCCGUUGUUUGUUCCUUCGAUGCCGUGUCGGGGCUGGAUUAGACAGCCCUCAUCCUUGGGCAACGGAGACGGGUAGGUGGCGUUACACUGACCGCCUCUUGUAAGACGGGCCGUAAACUUCAGCUGGCUACCUUCAUCAUGUUGCGCUGUGUAUUGAGUGGAUGUGCAAUAAGAGCUCCGCUUCGCAAUUACGCU